Messenger RNA from Pristis pectinata (smalltooth sawfish), 1047 nucleotides. Its product is annotated as hydroxycarboxylic acid receptor 2-like. Lineage: Eukaryota; Metazoa; Chordata; Chondrichthyes; Rhinopristiformes; Pristidae. Gene Ontology annotation, cellular component: membrane. Gene Ontology annotation, molecular function: thrombin-activated receptor activity. The coding region runs from base 1 to 1047 and encodes 348 amino acids. The record is from RefSeq and is a predicted model, not a curated record. Gene Ontology annotation, biological process: thrombin-activated receptor signaling pathway; blood coagulation. The transcript has a single exon.
AUGAGCAACGAAACCGUGGAAUGUCCUUUAGUGAGGGACAUUAAUUCAUCCUUAAAUCCGCCAGUACUUAUUCUAACAUUCAUCUUUGGAUUCAUUGGAAAUGCGAUUGCUUUGUGGAUCUUCUGCUUUCAUGUCAAAUCCUGGAGACCAAACACUGUGUACUCGCUGAGCCUGGCGAUUGCGGACACUCUGUUAAUCUGCUGCCUACCAUUUCGAGCCGAUUACUACAUACGUGGGAAGGACUGGAUCUUUGGUGAUGUCGCAUGUCGUCUGAAGAUAUUCGUGAUAUUUCUGAACCGGGCAGAGAGUGUUGUUUUCCUUACAAUUAUGGCACUUAAUCGCUAUUUCAAAGUGAUCCACCCUCACCAUAAAGUGAACAAGAUGUCUACAAGGUGUGCAGUGAAGGUAGCACUGAUUCUUUGGUUUGUAACAUUGGCAAUCUGUGUGCACUUUUUGACAGAACCUCAUACCUUCAUGCAUAAUAACUUAACAAACUGUGAGCCAUUUAACAUAACUCAGCCCCUAAGUUCCACAGCACUUUGGACUAAUAUUAUUUUUAUUAUUUUCAAGUUUAUUAUACCGGCUUCAGUUAUCCUGUUCUCUACUUGUUGUAUCAUCUGGAAGUUAAAACAGAUGGAAUCUGAAAAGAGGGUUAAAUAUAAACGAGCAGUGAGGCUUGUGAUAGCGGUGGCGGCAGUUUUUGUAAUCUGUUUCUUACCCUCGAAUAUUUCUGUAGUUGCUGUUUUAAUCUCAAGCAGUUCAAAAGACUGCAAGUUAUUUGAUGUCACGGUUCAGAUAUUCUACAAUACACUGUGCAUAACUUACUUGAACAGUGUGCUGGAUCCGGUUGUUUACUACUUCUCAAGUUCAACGUUUAAUGAAACUUUGAAGAAAGCUCUCAUUUCUCAUAAUGUAAGAAUCUUCAGAUCAGGAACAAUUCAUUCAUUUCAACCGAAGGAGGAAAAGCAACAAGCUGUUGAACCUCAGAGAUCUUCAGUCUGUAAUACCUUUGAUCACUUGCAAACGGAGUCAACAGAGAAUAUCUGA